Molecule: messenger RNA, 4487 nt
Organism: Ruditapes philippinarum (Manila clam)
Lineage: Eukaryota; Metazoa; Mollusca; Bivalvia; Venerida; Veneridae
Exons: 2
Coding region: 269-1201 (310 amino acids)
Molecular function (GO): dioxygenase activity
Source: RefSeq, a predicted model, not a curated record
GAAUAUGACAACAUACAAAACCAACAUAAUUCUCAAUCUUCAGUCAAUAUAAAUGGAAAAUUGUAAACAAACAAAAACUGUACGAAUCGCAUUUAAUUUAAUACAUACAACAAAAAAUCUGGAAACAAAGUGAUUUCUCGGAAACAUUAAACGCAUGAAGUCACGUGUAACGAAAAUGCAAAUUGCACAAGUUGUGUUAUCUCAUAACAAGAGCUGCAUUUCACUGGAUUCAGUUUGAUAGCAAGAAAAUAGAUACAACAGGUCAAAAAUGAGUACACCUUUUCCUAUCAUAGAUCUGAGCAAAAUAGGCCUACAGAGGAAGCUCAGUGAUAUAGACAGACAUGCCCUUGAAACUGUAGCAGACCAACUUAAAAAUAGUUUUUGCAAAUUCGGGGCGUGUUACGUCACAAACCAUGGCAUUGAGUAUGAAGAAAAAUACGUGAAAAGCUUUGAAAAAUUCUACAAACAGCCACUUGAGGUGAAGACACAACAUCUUCGCGGAACGCGGCGUGAUUUUGGUUAUUCACCAAUAGGGCAGGAAAAAGUAAACCUUGAGAGACCUGGAGACCUAAAAGAGUGUUUCAAUUACCAGCCGGCAGACGAUCCGAAUGAUUGGAAGAACAACGACUUUCCGUCUGCGUGUAGAGAAAUGUUUAAUGACUGUGAGAUACUAGGAUACCGUGUGCUUGAUGCACUUUCCAUAGCGCUUGGUCAAAACCAAACAUUUCUAAGAGAAGGGCACAGAAAGAUUGGUACACUUGAAAACCCUACAACGUUAAGAACGAUAUACUAUCCUCCAAUCACGACAAUAGAUUUAGGACUUAGUCAAUUUCGUUUUGGUGAGCAUUCAGAUUACGGAACAAUAUCAUUUGUGUUUCAAGAUGACGCCGGCGGACUGGAGAUCAAUGUCAAAGAUAAAGGCUUUGUACAGGCAAUACCAGUUCCACGGACCCUUCUUUUAAUUGCGGCUGAUUUACUACAGCGUUGGACUGAAGACAGCAUCCCUGCUUUGGUACAUAGGGUGGUGAUUCCAGAAGAAGAAGAAAUGAAAAGGAAGCCUCGGCGAUCGGCUAUUUUCUUUAUAUUACCAGAUUUUGAUUUCUUGGUGAGUCCUAUGUAUGGAUCAACGAAGUAUACACCAAUCACGUGCUUGGAAUAUUUACAACCGAAAGCGGAGGCCCUUGCAGGCGUUAAAUACUAGGAAUGCUUAUUGCUCAACUGUAUUUUAAUUGAAAGAAAUAGUUUCCAAAUUUAACACCGCCUUGUAAACUAUUAGAUAAUACAGUUGUUUUUGUAUAAUAUUAUUAAAUCAAAAUGGCCACGCUUGUAAUCCAGAUACGUCUAGAUGCAUUCAUACCUUUUUCAAUCAUCUUACUUAUCAAAUAACAACGUAUGGACAGAUAUAUUGCAUUAUCUAUGCUCAUUUAAAAAUGAUUUCGACGAAAAAUUAUUUUGAUUUUUGCUGUUAUUCACAUAAACGAAGUUGUUAGUAAAACCGUGUAUACAUAUACAUGUAUACAGAAAUAUCAUUUCAAUCGGAAGAUUAGCAUGUUAACUGCUAUUAUCUAUAAUGAUAGACUAAUCCAUAAUAAGUUAUUAUAAUAAGGCAAAUUUACCGGAUAUAUCGUGCUUUCUGCUUAUGUAGUUGCUUAUGUAGACUAAGAUAACAAAAUGCUCAUUGUAGCAGAGUCAUUGUGGUUUUGGUUUGUAAAUAGACAGAUUGUUUGGGUUUAUGUAUCGGAGAUAUCGGUUGUUAAAUCGGCAGUAAGACUUCAGGACUAAUAGUGAAGUUUAAUCAUGGAAGAAUUUUGUGUAUAACAAUCAACUAAACAUUGUUUAAAUACAUACAUGAAUUACUAAAUCUUAAGUAACAUAAAUUUUUUAAAUACAUGAAAAAUCGGGGCUGUUAUACAAAUUACAUGAACGCUCUAUGUUUUGAAAUUAUCGCGGUUGAUGUAAACAUAUAUUUUUCUAGACUAUAGAGAUAUAAAGAUAUUUCUCUGUUAAUUCGAUUUCUUUAUGCUCUUCCAUUAUUAUUGUGGCGGCUAUUUGUAUAUAGACUUUUUUGUUCUUUUAAUGUAUACACUCUAUAUGUCGGGAUUAUUGUUGCUAUUAUCUUCUUUAAAACUUAUUUAUACUUGUACACUCUAUAAACAGGAACGAAAUAAAUAGUAAGUGCAACAUAUGUUCGUUCAUGUAUAUUCACUUAUUCCAUGAUGUCCAACAGUCAUAUGAAAGUCUAGAAUGUUCAUCUUAUAAAAUUUUCAUGCGUGUAGGUAUAAAUGUAUAUAUAUAUAUAUUUUAUUUUUUUUGAUACAAUGGCAAAUUUGGACAAAUCUCAGUACAACUAACCGUUGGUUUGUGUGACCUAACGAGAGUAGUUUUAAUGUUUGUUUUUAUGACAAUAAUCAAAAUGGCAAGUUUUUGCUUUUUGUUUGUGUUUUGCUCUACAAGGAGAAAUAAGAAAAACGUAUUACAAGCAUGCCCAGUUAGUCAUGUAAAUUCAUAUUACGUCAUUUUUUCAGAGAUAUCGCGAUGCAAAUUUGUCAACAGUUAAAAGAUAUUCAGAGGAACAUCUUGAUCAUGACAAUAAAACUCAUAGAAAUAUUCAAAACCAAAUAAAUGCGAAUCUGGAUUAAAAAUUUCAUAUAAAAGGCUUUUUAAACUACGUAUCAGAUUUCCAAUAUUUCGUUUAUGUCUUUCGUAUGUUCUUUUUCACUUUAAUGUAAAAUUAUCUAAGGACAACUCGGUCACACAUAUUUGAAUGUUUUUGAUGUACUUUUACCAAGGUCAGUUGAAAUUUACUGCGCAGUGCAUUUCAUGUUCAUGGUUAUUUGCAUGCACGCAUUAAAAUAAAGAUAGAACAUUGAUAAAUGAUCUAGUCUUCACAUGUUCAGGGAAAAUUGACAUUUUAUAUAACCCGAGUACAUUAAUCAUAUCAACGCAUGUUUAAGUUUUUGUAUUGUGAUUAUAUUAUGUAACUAUCUAGAAUCAAAUAUGAAUACAAGAGCAGACAGAGGAGACAGCACGCUCGACUUUUUACACACUAGACGUAGUGAAGAAAGACCAAACUAUUAACAAAUCAAUAAUGAUAGGAUAUUAAUGUAUUUCUAUAUCAGUAUCAAGAAAACACUCAAAUGUUCAACUUUUUUACCAUAUAAUAUACAUGUGACCAUGUCAGAAGUUUCUAUAUUGUAAUGAAAUAGACAUCAAAGAUAAACCUAAAGACAUUCCUUUCAGUUCAAGAGCAAAACGUACAUGAAUAUAACAACUUUAAGUACAAUUUAAAAUUAUAAGAUCAAAUAGGAAAUACCGCUUGAAAUAAAGAUACUAGAGCUACAAAUCUUGUCAUAAAUGAUGUAAAUUAUGACAAAAACAUGUAUCUUAAGUCUGUAGUUACAAACGAUUAUCAUCUGGAGAUCAAUGUCAAAGAUAAGGGCUUUGUACAGGCAAUACCAGUUCCGGGGACCCUUCUCUUAAUUGCGUGUGAUUUACUACAGCGUUGGACUGAAGACAGCGUCCCUUCUGUGGUACAUAGGGUGCUGAUUCCGGAAGAAGAACAAAAGAAAAGGAAGCCUCGGUAAUCGUCUGUCUUCUUUAUAGUACCAGAUCUUGAUUUCUUGGUGAGGCCUAUGUAUGGAUCAACGAAGUAUACACCAAUCACGUGCUUGGAAUAUUUACAACCGAAAAUGGAGGCCCUUGCAGGCAUUAAAUAUUAGGAAUGGAAUGCCUAUUGAUCAACUGUAUUUAAAUUGAAAGAACUAGUACCCAAACUUUAGAGCGCCUAUUAAAAUUUUUGAUAAUACAGUUUUUUAUAAUAUUAUUAAAUGUUAAUGGCUAUUUAUUCAUUUUCAUGCUUGUAAUCUAGUUAUGCGUUAAUACUUUUUAUAAUCACCUUACUUUAUUCAAAUGCUAACAUGUGAGCCACUGAUAUUGCACUGAUAUAUUUUCUUUACUUAAGCUCAUUCGACGUUAAAUUAAUUUGAUAAUUGUUUAUUGAUUCAUGGCUGUUAUUCACAUAAACGAAGUUGUAAGUAAUACCAUGGUAACAUAUAUACAGAUAAAUCAUUUCAAUCAGAAGAUUAGAAUAUUAACUGCUAUAAUAUAUAAAGAUAGACUUAUCCAGAUUUAUAUCGUGAUUCUUGUAUAUGUUGACUCAGAUGAAAAUAUGGUAUUUGUAGCUAUUGUGGUUUUGGUUUGUAAAUAGACAGAUUGUUUGGGUUUAUGUAUCGGGGAUAUCAGUUGUUACAUCGACAUUGAGAGUACAGGAUUAAAGGGAAGUUUCAUCAUCAUAUGAGAAGAGUUUUAUUAUGACAAUCAACUAAGCACUGUAUAAAUAUAUGGAUGAAUUACUAAAUCUAACUAAAUCUAAUUUAACAUAAAUGUUCAAUAUACAUAAAUAAUCGUGGCUGUUAUAUACUUUACUUGUAUCUUAAAGCAACAUGAACGCUCUAUGUUUUAGAAGAAUCACAGCUUAUGUUUGUAAA